GUAGUUUUGGUACAUAUGUGUCUCACUGAAGCCGUCUUUUCUUAUUUUGAACCAGAUAUCUCGGAAAUAGAGUCCAACCGAUCUUUUCCUCCUGAGGAGAGACGCCAGCAGUACUCUGAUCAGGAUUAUCAUUCCUCCAGUGAGAAGCUGAAGGAGAGGCCGAGUUCAAGAGAGGACACCUCAGGCCGACUGUCCAGGAUGGGCGCCACACCCACUCCAUUCAAGUCCACAGGGGACAUCACAGCUGCAGGUGCCACUGAGGCCAAGGAGCCCAAGUACCAGGAAGAAAUGCCAGUGCCUCAACCCAGAACGGCCCCAAGAACUUUUCUUCACCCUAGUCCUGAAGAUGGAGCAAUAUACGGCCCUAACACCAAAAUGGUGAAGUUCAAGAAGGGCGAGAGCGUGGGCCUCCGCUUGGCUGGUGGAAACGAUGUUGGGAUAUUUGUGGCUGGCAUUCAGGAGGGCACCUCAGCAGAGCAGGAGGGCCUGCAAGAAGGAGACCAGAUUCUGAAGGUGAGGAAGCCCGCCCCCUAGCGGCGACUUUGGAAGGU
This is a messenger RNA of Acomys russatus (golden spiny mouse), 551 nucleotides long. Its product is annotated as tight junction protein ZO-2-like. The record is from RefSeq and is a predicted model, not a curated record. The transcript has 4 exons. Gene Ontology annotation, biological process: establishment of endothelial intestinal barrier; cell-cell adhesion; positive regulation of blood-brain barrier permeability. Gene Ontology annotation, molecular function: cell adhesion molecule binding. Bases 16 to 534 code for a protein of 172 amino acids. Lineage: Eukaryota; Metazoa; Chordata; Mammalia; Rodentia; Muridae. Gene Ontology annotation, cellular component: bicellular tight junction; plasma membrane.